AAGGUUAAGCGUGCGGCGUACGUUAGCAUCGUCCUGGGAAACCGCCUUCUCUUUUCAGGUCUCAGUGGGAAUUAGAAGAGCACCAGGAAACUGAACUUGUUUCUACUUGCUCCUCUACAUAUGGCACGUCGACGCUCGCCAAAACCUUAAACCCUAGCGGGAAAUUUGCGUACUCUGUUCUUAAUUCUAAAAUGACGAGCAUUAAGCCCUUGCCGGAGGCUGCCCGUAAUUCUAUGCGUUCUGGCAUUGUUUUGUCUGAUCUGACCAGGGUUGUGGAAGAGCUGGUUUUUAAUAGCCUGGAUGCUGGUGCAACAAAGUUAUCAGUCCUUGUAGGUGUUGGUAACUGCUAUGUAAAAGUGGUGGAUAAUGGAUCUGGAAUUUCUCGAGAUGGAUUGGCAAUUGUGGGAGAAAGAUAUGCUACAUCAAAGCUUUGGAGUUUGGCUGAUACGGAUGCUACUUGUGGGGUUUUUGGCUUCCGGGGAGAAUCAUUGGCAUCUAUUUCUGAUAUCUCAUUGUUGGAGAUUGUAACAAAAGCUAGUGGGAAGCCAAACGGGUACCGUAAAAUUAUGAAGGGAUCAAAGUGUUUGUAUCUUGGGAUUGAUGAUGACAGAAAAGAUGCAGGCACAACAGUUGUUGUUCGUGAUUUAUUUUAUAACCAACCAGUUCGGAGGAAAUAUAUGCAGUCCAGUCCCAAGAAGGUCUUACAUUCUGUGAAAAAAUGCGUACUUCGAAUUGCGCUUGUACAUUCAAAGGUUUCCUUCAAUGUGGUUGAUAUUGAAAGCGAUCAGGAGCUUCUGAGUACGCAUCCUUCAUCCUCUCCAUUAUCACUAUUGAUGAAGGGUUUUGGGGUUGAGGAUUUGAAUUCUCUAGUGGAAGUGAAUGCUAGUGAUGGCUUAUUGAAGCUUUCUGGACGCAUAUCUGGUCCUACAAAUGCUUUUUCUGCCAAGGUCUUUCAGUAUGUCUAUAUCAAUUCAAGGCUUGUUGGUAAAGGUCCAAUUCAUAAAUUGCUAAAUCACUUGGCUGCUAGUUUCGAGUGUUUGAGCCCAUGGAAUGGUAAUGACGGGUCUUUAAAAGGGAAAAGAAGCAGGCCUCAAGCUAUUCCUGCCUAUAUUUUAAAUUUGAUCUGUCCUCAAUCCCUCUAUGAUCUGAGUUUUGAAGCUUCAAAGGCUUGUGCUGAGUUUAAGGACUGGAAACCAGUACUCUCCUUGAUCAAGAAGACCAUUGAGCACAUCUGGAGGGAAAAUUUAGCUAUUGGAUCCUUUGACCGUCCAGGUACUAUUAGAAAACAAGCUGAAAUGCACGUGGAAGAUUGGCGGCGAAGCUUAGAAUCUACAAGAAAGAAGCACAAGAUAGAAAAUCAUCAGACUUCUACUCCCAGUCUGUAUUCUCCUUUGGAUGAGUUAAUGAAGGAUGAUGACCAUUUAUUUCAAAGGGAGCAUGAAAGAAGUUCUUGCUGGGAGAAUUGCGAGGAUGCUAUGCUAUUCAAGGGGCAGCUAACUAAGGUGGGAUUUCUGGAUCAGGACUACUAUUCUUUCCAAUCAUGGGAUUCAAUGACCCAAAAGAAUGAGAACUGUCUGUGCAUGCCUGAUGACAACCUAUCAGCAGACAGUUACUUCUUGAAGGAUAAUUUGGCUGCUGCAGGGAAAUCCAACCAUCAAAUCAAAGACAACAUCUUAAGGUCACACUCAACUAAUGAGUCCUUUCAAGUGGAGCAGAGUUUGGAGAAUGGAUCAGGAGGUGGUUUACCUUUUGACUUUCAUGAAUUCGACAAUGGAUCAGAGAUCAGUGAGGAUAUUGGAAAACCUUCUUUGCGUAGUUGCACUUUACGAGGAAGCCUGCCACUUGAUGGGGCUUUAUUUCCAAGUGAGGAGGGAUCUGAAUCAUCUAUUAAUCUUUUGACUGAAAAGAAGUCGGAUUGUUCUGACAAAAAAUCAAAUAUCCUAGGGGUUGAUGUUAAGGACAGGAAUUUUAGUUGUUUCUCGAAGACUUUGUUGGAGGAUGAGUCAUCAUGUGCUUGGCAACAUUCCAGACUCAUCACAGAAGGUGACAUGGCUGUAGAUUCUAAUUUUAUUUCAAGAGCUUCUGCAAAGUCAUUUUUAUCUUACAAUGAUCAUUCUUCUGGUGAGAAAUUUGAUUCAGAUGCACAAGUGAGAAAAAAACCUUGUCCUGGUUUAUCAGGUCCUGAAUGUUGCUCUGGAAAAUUAGAUCCUUUGUUUCAGUCUGAAUGGUGGGAGGCCAAACAUUUCACUGGAAAUGGUGCACUAGGAGGAAGCCCCGGAUGGUAUGAUGGGACUUGCUUGAGGAAUUUUGUAGAUAGUGAAAAUGACUGUAGAUUUUAUUAUGAUACUAUGUCUAAGCGCACAAACCAAGGAAAAUGCACCUCAAGUUGCAUGAAUGUUUACUUUGAUUUGAAGGAUUAUAGUGGCUCUAGGAAAGGUUUCUGUGAGUUUCUUGAAGAAAAAACAGUACCCUAUAAAUCUUCUACCAGGAAUCCUUCUAUGUUAGCUGAUUUUACAGACUGGUUGCAUCAAUCAAGUAGCAAAAAUUGCAGAGAUAUUGACAAGCACAAAAGUCAAAGAGAUGAGCUUAGACAUCGGGACUGUGAACAAAAGCCGUUACUUGAAAAAAUAACAAGAAGCCAUUCAGCUCCUCCAUUUUUUAGGCAGAAGAGGGGUUUUAUCUCCUUAAAUCAUUGUUCGAUGAUAGAUGUAAGGAAAUCUGAUGAUCAUUUUUUUGAAGAUGCCUCUACUCAUGUGCCUGAUAUUUCAAGACAUCUCCAACAACAAUGUUCUGGUUUGCGUCAGUUACAUCUGAACCAAACUUUGGUAGAAGAUGUGUCGUGUUGUGCCAGACCUCAUUCAAAGAAGCUGGAGCUCACAUCAGAGAUGAGAACCAUUGAUGGAUGUGGGAGGUCCCUGUAUUCACCAGCUCAUGAAGCUGCUCCAGUUGAAGUGGAAAUACAGAUUCACUAAAUUCAAGGAA
Messenger RNA from Carica papaya (papaya), 2982 nucleotides. Lineage: Eukaryota; Viridiplantae; Streptophyta; Magnoliopsida; Brassicales; Caricaceae. The record is from RefSeq and is a predicted model, not a curated record.